Messenger RNA from Electrophorus electricus (electric eel), 5457 nucleotides. NCBI's taxonomy places the organism in Eukaryota, Metazoa, Chordata, Actinopteri, Gymnotiformes, Gymnotidae. The record is from RefSeq and is a predicted model, not a curated record.
GAAAGGACAAAGUGAUUGACGGGCUUCUCUUCCACUAGUUUUCGUGGGUCACUAGCUCAACAGGCGGGUUUAUCUUACACAGCCAAUGCACUGUGUAAACGGCUUUGAGUGGGCGGAUGCUCGUUAUGGACGAAAGAGCGUCGAGAACGGAAAAUGUGGAGCGAAAGCAAGGUCAAAAUAUAGGUGUGGGCUGCGUACAGAUUAUUGCUAGUGAACGCAGUGUUCAUUUAAUCUCGGGAGUACUUCCAAUUACCGACAGUGGUACAGCAUGCUUUGAUUGUGAAUAAACGUUUGAGUGCAUGAGCUUCGUGAUGCGAUUAGCGGCAAGUUUUAAGAAAACCUCAAAACUGGCGUUGCCUCACCCUUAGCUAGCUAGUUACUACACUUCUCGAAACGUUUCUGCGCUAACUUUAUCAAAUGUGCUGUAGGUUAACAAACUAAAACACACCCAAGUUUUGUGUAAUUUAUAUCCCAACACUGAAAAGUGAAAUGAAAGACUAAUGAAGUUAUAAACAAAACUCGGGCGAAUAAGUACUAAAUGUACUAACAUUUAGAUGAAUCACUUGAACACAGGCGUGGGCAUAGUGGUCACUAGUAUACCGUAUGAAUGCUUCACUGCCUGGUGACUCAGCCACUCUUUCCCGUUACUUCUGUGUUUUGGUUUUUUUUUGUGUGUUUUUUUCAGACUCAUUAUUUGCCUUCUUGAUUUAACUAUUCAUGUAACUUAGACAUGUCAGUGUAACAAGUCGUCGGGGUCAUCCCCAGUACUGUAGAAGUGGAGCUAGUGCCAGUCUUUCCUGAAAGGGCUAGGAACAUCUGCUAAAGCAGUUCACAGUAGCCCUCUGGGACAAAGAAGAGAGGUUUUUCUCUGGGAAUAUCAGCAACUCCUCCUGCAUCUGGGGAUUUGAGGGGCUGACGUCUUUCUCUUGUUUUCUCUGCCGGUAUUGAGAACGCCCAGGAACACGUGCUGUUUUGUUUGAAAGUACGACACUGUUUUUAACGGACUGCGAUGCACCGCUUAAGGACUUGUGCGGCGCGUCUUCGGCCAAUCACGGCCUCACAGACUGCUAAGACCCUAUCACAGCAGAGGCCUGCGGUCACACUCAGGACGUUUCAGCCAAUCAGGCGCUACACUGCGCCAGUGGCAGCCGAGCCGUUUCUGAACGGGACGAGCUCUAACUAUGUGGAGGAGAUGUACUAUGCCUGGUUGGAAAAUCCCAAGAGUGUGCACAAGUCUUGGGACAUUUUUUUCAGGAAUGCUAAUGCUGGGGCACCUCCAGGAACUGCCUACCAAAGCCCUCCGCCUCUGGGCAUGAGCUUGGCCGAGCUGACCCAGGCCCAGUCCCUGGUUAGGGCUCAGCCCAACGUGGAGAAGCUGGUGGAGGACCAUCUGGCAGUGCAGUCGCUCAUCAGGGCCUACCAGAUCCGGGGUCACCAUGUCGCUCAGCUGGACCCCCUUGGGAUCAUGGAUGCCGAUCUGGACUCCUCCGUCCCCACCGACAUUAUUACGUCUUCGGAUAAACUUGACAUUUCACAUUUCAAGGAUCGUCUAAGCGUUCUUACGGUUGGAGGCUUCUACGGCCUGGACGAGUCGGACCUAGAUAAGGUGUUCCGCCUGCCCACCACCACCUUUAUUGGGGGAAUGGAGAGUACCCUGCCCCUACGAGAGAUUAUCCGCCGCCUGGAGAUGGCGUACUGCCAGCACAUCGGUGUAGAAUUCAUGUUCAUCAACGACCUGGAGCAGUGCCAGUGGAUCAGGCAGAAGUUUGAGACUCCUGGAGUCAUGCAGUUCAGUCUGGAGGAGAAGAGGACCCUGCUGGCCCGCAUGGUCCGCUCCACCAGAUUUGAGGAGUUCCUGCAGAGGAAGUGGUCGUCAGAGAAGCGCUUUGGCCUGGAAGGCUGUGAGAGUCUCAUCCCUGCGCUCAAAACCAUCAUUGACCAAUCCAGUGCGAGUGGUGUGGAGAAUGUCAUCAUGGGUAUGCCUCAUAGAGGGCGUCUGAACGUACUGGCAAAUGUGAUCAGGAAGGAGCUGGAGCAAAUCUUCUGCCAGUUUGACUCCAAGCUGGAGGCUGCUGAUGAGGGCUCAGGAGAUGUGAAGUACCACUUGGGCAUGUACCACCGGAGGAUAAACCGCGUGACUGACAGGAACAUCACACUCUCCCUGGUGGCCAACCCCUCGCACCUGGAGGCCGUGAACCCAGUGGUGCAGGGCAAGACCAAGGCAGAGCAGUUCUACUGUGGAGACACGGAGGGCAAUCGUGUGAUGUCCAUUCUGCUCCAUGGCGAUGCUGCCUUUGCUGGGCAGGGUAUUGUCUAUGAGACCUUCCACCUGAGUGACCUGCCAUCCUACACCACCCACGGCACAGUGCAUGUAGUAGUCAACAACCAGAUUGGCUUCACCACAGACCCUCGUAUGGCGCGCUCUUCUCCGUACCCCACUGACGUAGCACGGGUUGUGAACGCCCCCAUCUUCCACGUUAAUGCGGAUGAUCCAGAGGCUGUCAUGUACGUGUGCAAUGUAGCCGCUGACUGGAGAGCUACCUUCCACAAAGAUGUUGUGGUCGACCUGGUGUGUUAUCGGCGUAAUGGCCACAAUGAGAUGGACGAGCCCAUGUUCACACAGCCGCUCAUGUACAAGCAGAUCAAGAAGCAGAAGCCUGUUCUGCAGAAAUAUGCUGAGAAGCUCAUCACAGAGGGAGUCGUCACACGCCAGGAGUACGAGGAGGAGAUUGCUAAGUACGACAAGAUUUGUGAGGAGGCUCACGCUCGCUCCAAGGAUGAGAAGAUCCUCCAUAUCAAGCACUGGCUGGACUCCCCCUGGCCUGGUUUUUUCACUCUGGACGGACAGCCUAAGAGCAUGACCUGCCCCUCCACAGGCCUGAGCGAAGAGGAGCUCAAUCACAUCGGCCAGGUGGCCUCAUCUGUACCUGUUGAGGACUUCACUAUUCACGGAGGUCUGAGUCGUGUCCUGAAGGGGCGUGCAGAGAUGAUCCGGGGCCGGACGGUGGACUGGGCCCUGGGCGAGUACAUGGCCUUCGGCUCACUGCUUAAAGAAGGCAUCCACGUACGCCUCAGUGGUCAGGAUGUGGAGAGAGGCACCUUCAGUCACCGUCACCAUGUGCUCCAUGACCAGAACGUGGACAAGAGGACAUGCAUCCCCAUGAACCACGUUGCCCCUAACCAGGCACCCUACACGGUCUGCAACAGCUCCCUGUCGGAGUACGGUGUGCUGGGUUUUGAGUUGGGAUUUGCCAUGGCCAGCCCCAACGCCCUGGUUCUGUGGGAGGCCCAGUUUGGAGACUUCCACAACACGGCCCAGUGUAUUAUCGAUCAGUUCAUCUGUCCCGGCCAAGCCAAAUGGGUCCGUCAGAAUGGCAUAGUGCUGCUUCUGCCACAUGGAAUGGAGGGCAUGGGUCCUGAGCACUCAUCUGCUCGUCCAGAGCGUUUUCUGCAAAUGUGCAACGAUGAUCCUGAUGUUUUCCCUAAAAUCACAGACGACUUCGAGGUGCGUCAGCUGUACGACUGUAACUGGAUAGUGGUGAACUGCUCCAGUCCCGCCAACUACUUCCAUGUCCUGCGACGGCAGAUCCUGCUGCCUUUCAGGAAGCCUCUCAUCAUUUUCACUCCUAAAUCUCUACUGCGCCACCCGGAAGCCAAGUCCAGCUUUGACCUGAUGCUGCCUGGCACCCAUUUCCAGCGUGUGAUCCUUGAGGAUGGCCCUGCUGCCCAGAAUCCCAGCGAUGUGAAGCGUCUGAUCUUCUGCACGGGGAAGGUCUACUACGAGCUCACACGUGAACGCAAAGCUCGGGAGCUGGAGAACACUGUGGCCGUCGCUCGCAUCGAACAGCUGUCGCCGUUCCCCUUUGACCUGGUCAAAGCUGAGACGGAGAAGUACCCCAAUGCUGACCUGGUGUGGUGUCAGGAGGAACAUAAAAACCAGGGUUACUAUGACUAUGUCAAGCCUCGCAUGCGGACCACCAUCAACCGCGCCAAACCUGUCUGGUAUGCUGGUCGUGAACCUGCUGCUGCUCCUGCCACUGGGAGUAAGAAUUCCCACCUCCAGGAGCUGAAGCGUUUCUUGGACACGGCCUUCAACCUGGAGGCCUUCAAAGAUCAGGUCUAACUUGCAAACAGCAAACAAAACCACAGAAUUCUUCCAUAACCCCCUUUCCCCCUAAACCACCUCAUCAUUGUUCCCAGUCAGGUCUCUCUACCAAACCGAUACCCUUUCCAAAACACUGCUUUCCGUACCUAAUGCAUCAUGCCACACAUCACUUUAUUACAACACAUACAACCACCCAAAAACAAAGGAAAGUUCUCCAAAUGGGCAAAGCGCCUGUGAACCUUUUGUGUGUUCUCAACACACUCACACAUGCACAUGCUCAUUACGUCUUUGGACUUGGAUAUUGUUACACUAAAUCUCCUGCAUUGUUCUUGCAGUCUGACCUAUCUGGUUUGAGUCGUGUGUGCAGAAAACCUAAGGCACAUGCAACUGUACAAAUGACACAUAACAGUUAAUACCAAGACACAGACAGACAACCAAAGCACAGUACAUUACUCUGAAUUUUUAGUUGCUACUAUAGAAAUGUCUCACUUGACUUUUGUGCUGCUCUGUCUCCAUAUGGGCUAAAGCUAAUCAGAUGUAUGUCAUAACAGAUGGUAAAUGGGUAGAAAUGAGUCCCCCAAGGCAUUUGUACUGACUCAACUGUAGGGAGCAGGUGUCCUCCAUGUCCAUCCACAUACAAAACGGUGAGGGGAAACUUUCGACUCUCUUCUUUCUCUCUGUUCAAGGGUUUCUGUGUUUUGCUCAGAGCUGCUUCUUACCAAUGCUUUAGUUUAUUAUUUUUUGUGAUUGUUUUUGCUUUACUGCCACUACUCAUGUGCAAGUAGUCAGCUGACUGGAAUGUUUGUGUACACUUGGAAUAAGGGGAAAUGAGAGUGCACCCACACGGGACAUUGCAUCGCUGGGUGAAGCUGUUCAGCAGACAUGAACUGGUGCGUUUCCUGAACCUUUGCACUGUUUUCCGGCAAAAAAAAAGGAAAUGUCUGAGUCAGAAACUGUUAUUUUACUUGUAUGAUUGUAUUUAUAUAUAUAUAUGCUCGCACAAAAGGACGUUCCAGAAAACUGAGAGCGCCACCUUGUGCGUUUUUUUUAACGUAGCGCCUGCCCCUGCACUGCACCCCACGAAUAAACUCCACCUCAUUUGGCCUCCUUAUUCCAUAUCAUGUGCCAAAAAACACCUCUGCCCUUACUCUUAGAAUCUGUACUGCUAGCAGUAAAGUAGGACUGAAUUUGAUGAUUCCUGUUCGUUUGGGAUUAUUGGACAAAGAAAUGCAAGAAAUCCUUUACUUGUCUCACUGAGAAAAAGUGAAUGGUUUUAUUUAUUUUUAUUUUAACAGACUGAGAUCCUACUCUUGUUUAUCUUCAUUCAAUAAACAUCUUCUCAGAGCUCCUGA